AUCUCCGUGCUGUCAGCAGACGUCUCUCUGUGCCCCCGUCUGAAGGUCCUCCGUCUGGAGGAGAACUGUCUGGAGCUGUCCUCCAUCCCUCAGUCCAUCCUGAAGGACUCCCAGGUGUCCCUGUUCUCUGUGGAGGGAAACCUGUUUGAGGUGAAGAAUCUCAGAGACCUGGAGGGUUACGACAAGUACAUGGAGCGUUUCACAGCCACCAAGAAGAAGUUCACCUGAAGAUGUUGGAUGAAGAGUCUCAAUCUCAGAGCACCACCUCGAGGUGGGGUCAGCCGUGACUCCGCCCACCACCGCUGCUUCUUCUGCUGCUAAAAUCCAGAAUUCACACAGCUGGGACAAAGGGGGGCGCCACUCAGACACCAAGACCUGCUGCUUCCAGUCGGAGUCAUCAAACUGCAGAGAGAGGAGAAGAAACUUUCAUUGUUUGUUUGUUGGACUCUUUAAUGAACGUUUGUCUCAUUUAAGGUGAAAAUGAUCUUCUGGAGCUCCACCCACCAGGAAGAGAAAGAGAAAAUAAUAAUCAAUAAUCAACUGAAACCACCAUUCAAAGUUAAUAUUAACCAACAAUAACAACAAUAAACCAAUAACUGACAUAUUAAUAGUUAAUAAUAGACAGUUAUAAUGGAUAAAGUAGUUUAUUAAUAAGUUGUGAUUAUUGAUUUGCUUCUUUAACAGCAUUGAGCACAUUUCCUCUCUGAUAUUGAGGUAGCAGCGUGGGAUCAUGGGAGUUGUUGUCUUUACCACCAUUGAGUCAUUGAGUCAGCUUCUCCCGGUUAGGUUCAGUAUUCAUGGUUCAGGAGGUUAUAGAUUAUUGAUUUAAUGACAUUAUAUUCAAAGCUAAAGGUUUUAUUGUUACAUUUUCAGUGUCUUUGUUAAAAAAGAUUUCAGUCCGAUGAAAAUUAAAAUUAGAAAUAUUCUGUUGGUUGAA
Molecule: messenger RNA, 937 nt
Organism: Morone saxatilis (striped sea-bass)
Lineage: Eukaryota; Metazoa; Chordata; Actinopteri; Moronidae
Gene: lrrc57
Product: leucine rich repeat containing 57
Molecular function (GO): protein binding
Source: RefSeq, a predicted model, not a curated record